UUCAGUAACAACACUGUGUACCUGUGGUUUUUCUAAUCUGCAUAUAGUCUCCGAGUGAGUUUGUGCGGUGGAACAUAUUUCGCAGUCCUGUGUACCAGGGAGCACUCUGGAGGGAGAGUACAGUUUGGGGAAGGGAGAUCUGGCUUCAUCUCCCUGGGUGAAGAUGUCCCAGCGAGGGAAGGUGUUAGGCCACCGCCUGAGGAAGACCUCAGAGUAGGAGCUGUCCCAUUUCAUCACCCAAUGGAAGAAGUCUCCCGAGUGAGUUUGUGCGGUGGAACAGAUUUCGCAGUCCUGUGUACCAGGGAGCACUCUGGAGGGAGAGUACAGUUUGGGGAAGGGAGAUCUGGCUUCAUCUCCCUGGGUGAAGAUGUCCCAGCGAGGGAAGGUGUUAGGCCACCGCCUGAGGAAGACCUCAGAGUAGGAGCUGUCCCAUUUCAUCACCCAAUGGAAGAAGUUCCCAUCCCUGUGUGGAACUUCUAAACAUCUUUUCCUACAAAAUGAAGUCAGCCUCUUUAAACCAGCGUUUGUGUGGUUCUGUUCAUCUGCUACGGUCCAUGAAGCUUGAGAUCUAAGGAGUACAGGGUCUUUUGCGAUGACAAUAUGACUAAUAAUAGUAAAGGAAGAUCUGUUAAUAAAACAAGUGAUGGUCCAAGUAGCGGAGGAGGUUUUGUAGACUGGACAUUACGCUUACAUACAGUUCAAUCUGAUAAGUUUCUAAACUUAUUGUUGAGUAUGGUUCCAGUAAUUUACCAGAAAAACCAGGAAGACAGGCACAAAAAAACUAAUGGCAUUUGGCAAGAUGGAUUAUCAACUGCCGCACAGACUUUUAGCACUAGACCUGAGCAGCACAUGGAGUACCACAGUUUCUCAGAGCAGUCUUUCCAUGGCAACAAUGGGCACACACCAUCAGGCUGUAGCCCAGUGUAUGACGACUAUGCCAACUAUAAUUACUGUGAUGAAAGGGAGACGUCCGAAACUACUGCCAUGUUGCAGGAUGAAGACAGAGCGAGUGAUGGUGAUGAAGAUGCCGUUGUAGACGCAAACCAAAAAUUACCAAAGGAAUCCAGUGGUGUCAUGGCACUGCAAAUACUUGUGCCGUUUUUGCUCGCUGGUUUUGGAACAGUUUCAGCUGGCAUGGUUUUGGAUGUAGUCCAGCACUGGGAGGUGUUCAAAAAAGUAACAGAAGUUUUCAUUUUAGUUCCUGCACUACUUGGUCUCAAAGGGAACUUGGAAAUGACAUUGGCAUCUAGAUUAUCGACUGCAGUAAAUAUUGGGAAGAUGGAUUCACCCAUUGAAAAGUGGAACCUAAUAAUUGGCAACUUGGCUUUAAAACAGGUUCAAGCAACAGUAGUUGGAUUUCUAGCAGCUGUGGCAGCAGUUAUAUUGGGCUGGAUUCCGGAGGGAAAAUACUACCUUGAUCAUUCCAUACUUUUGUGCUCUAGCAGUGUAGCAACUGCCUUCAUUGCGUCUCUUCUGCAGGGAAUAAUAAUGGUUGGGGUUAUCGUUGGUUCAAAGAAGACUGGUAUAAACCCUGAUAAUGUUGCUACACCCAUCGCUGCUAGUUUUGGUGACCUUAUAACUCUUGCCAUAUUAGCUUGGAUAAGUCAGGGUUUGUACUCCUGUCUUGAGACCUAUUACUACAUUUCUCCAUUAGUUGGUGUCUUUUUCUUGGCUCUAACUCCUAUCUGGAUUAUAAUAGCUGCCAAACAUCCAGCCACAAGGACAGUUCUCCACUCAGGCUGGGAGCCUGUCAUCACAGCUAUGGUUAUAAGUAGCAUUGGAGGCCUUAUUCUGGACACAACUGUAUCAGAUCCAAACUUGGUUGGAAUUGUUGUUUACACACCAGUUAUUAAUGGUAUUGGUGGUAAUUUGGUGGCCAUCCAGGCUAGCAGGAUUUCUACAUACCUCCAUUUACAUAGCAUUCCAGGAGAAUUGCCUGAUGAACCCAAAGGUUGUUACUACCCAUGUAGAACAUUUUUUGGUCCAGGAGUAAAUAAUAGGUCUGCUCAAGUUCUACUGCUUUUAGUGAUUCCUGGACAUUUAAUUUUCCUCUACACUAUUCAUUUGAUGAAAAGUGGUCACACUUCUCUAACUGUCAUCUUCAUAGUAGUAUACUUAUUUGCUGCUGUGUUACAGGUAUUUACCUUACUGUGGAUCGCCGACUGGAUGGUCCAUCACUUCUGGAGGAAAGGAAAGGACCCAGACAGUUUCUCCAUCCCCUACCUGACGGCUUUGGGUGAUCUGCUCGGGACAGCAUUGUUAGCCUUAAGUUUUCAUUUUCUUUGGCUCAUUGGAGAUCGAGAUGGAGAUGUUGGAGACUAAUAAAUCCUACAAACUGCUCUCAAGUUACCAAGGAGGAAAACACAAGACAGCCACUUACGGCUCUUUUUCAGAAAUCUUAAAUCAGUAGUUUGACUUCUGCCAGGGUAAUCUUCAGUUGACCCUGACUCAAUUAAAUGGCCUUAACAUUUUUUAAAGGACUUGGUAUUGAAACCAGAGUGAACAGUGUUUGUGCUGCUGUUCAUAGAAUAAAUGAUAAUUUGGCAUAGACCUAGAUACAAGCUCAAGCUCUGAAAUAAAUAGGAAAGACUAUAGGAUGUUUACAAUGAAUAAUUUUAAAACCACAGGCAUUGCAUAAAUGUACUUUAUUAUUGUUUGACUUAUAAUGCCAGUUUAGAGGAAACAAGUCUAGUUUAGCCUUUCUUGUCUCACAAAUGUGUUGUACCGCAAAGCAUACUAGAAAAUGAAAGGGGCCCAACAAAACUUUUAAUAGUUUUAAUUAUACCUACCUCUCUGCUAACUGAGGGUAAAUUUGCCCAUUACUUGCUCCUAACCUGACCUAAAUAUAUUUUGCUGAGCCUAAGAUAAAUUCACUUUUACCUGCUCCUGUGAAUUUCCCUGUGCCAAUGCUAAUUUAAUUUCAACUCUGCAGAAUGACCUUGAGAGAUCUUUAAUGAAAGCAAUGGGUCAUUUUUUAUCUUUGAUUUGUUGAAAGAAUGUUGAUCUUUUUAAAAGACUUGAUAGUCAAAAACAGAAGAUGCAUUUAUAGAGACAAUAUGGUAUGAGAUAGUAUGUGUUUGUGUGUGUGUGUGCAUGAGAGAGAGAAGCUUUUGAUGGAGAACUGAUAGCAAAAAUAACAGUGCUAUUAGAAUAUUAAUAUAUAGUUAUUCUUAAACACAUUUUAUUGAAAGGCUUUUGUCAUUUGGUCCAAAAAUUUUGCUACUACCCAGAAUUUAGUAUUUCUUAUCUACAUUAUAAUUAAUAAUUUCUUAUUUAGAAAACUGCACCAUUUAGUAUAACCAGAUAUUAUAAGAUUUAGAAUGAGCAAUUCGUUUGCUCUUUUGAAGAACAAACAAAUUAGGUUUACCAUUUUAAAAGAGAAAAUGGUGGCUUACUUCAAUGAUCGUUCAUGCCUGUACAUAUCACCUGUUUGCAUAGGCUUGUUUCUACAUGGGAUGCUAUCAUAUACACUGCUAUGUCUCUUAAAUAUUUUUCUAAAACGCUGAUCAAUAUUCCGGACACUUGACCACACCUUAGUUAUUCAAUAGGUAAGCGUUUUUAUAUUACACAUAGUCCAUUUUUUUAAAAUGCAAUGAAGUCUCUUAAGACCAGAUAUUUAAUAAUUUAACUGAAGGAGAAGAAAAAUGCAUAUUAACUUGGAUCAUCAUGGUUUAAGUUGUGAGUUAGUGUUAACAUUAUAUAAAUAGUAGGUUGUUUAUAAAUAUAUUAGGGGAAGUGUUCCUAUUGAGCUCUUUAAAAUAAGGGGACUGUGGUUUAGAGUUAUAUAUAUUUUUGCUUAUUUUAAAACUUUAAUUAUCUCAUUCUUCUGCCUUUUAAUGAAGCUUCUAAGGCAGAGAGCUGAACUAAUUAUAGAAUUUCUCCUUUGGAGAGUUAUAAUGUCACAUAGUGAACAUUCUUAUAAGAGAAAGAAUGAUUAAGUUAAGUUGAUGAAUAUUUAUCUGCAAAGAUAUUUUAUUUAAAAAAUCCAUAAAUAAAUUAUUUGAUUUUAUUGUAAACGUAAAAGUUUUUUUGAUUUUUUGAUUUUGAUUUUUUAACAUAAAAUAGUGCACAGCAAACCACAUUUUAAAAGCAUUUAUCAAUAACUUUAUUCUAGUGCAUUAGAUAAUCUAAUGCAUAUUCAAAUACACUAUUAUUUAGUUCCCACAGCAGUACCUGUGAAAUUGGUCAAGUAGAUAUUUCUAUCUCUAUUUAACAACAUUAGAAACUGAAACUAGAGAAGUUACAUUUUUAAGGUUGCACAGCUGCAAAGUGACCAAAUUGUGACUAAAUUCCAGGUUUCCGCUCACCUAAGCCAGCACUCUUUCUGUGACCCGCCAAAUGUACCAGGAGCACCUACCUAAUUAUCUGAGAGGAAAUCAACUGGAGAAAUAGGAUUUUCUAAAGUCGAACAGAGUAGUGCUAUACCCUUUAGAUUUCAGACAAGGAAACAUCCGUUUAAUGUAUCUUAAUUGUUAGUAUAGCCAACUCUAAAUUAUUCAUGUUCCUAAGAACAAGGAAAACACAGAUAAAUGAAAAUGUUAGAAUAAAGAACAAUGCCUUAUUUCGUAGACUAUUUAAUUGCCACCACCCUUCCCAGAACUAGUCAUUUUCCAUAGAUGCUGAUAAAUAACUAGGAUAACUGAUGUGAAUUUCUCCUUUUUCUUUUGCUACCUAAUCUUGGUUACAGCAACAAAAUGUCUAAAAGGCAUGUAAUAGGAAUACAAAAAUAGACAUGGAAAAAUCAGUCACUGGUUAGCUGAAUUGACUUAUAAAAGGGAUAUAGUUUCCUUUAAAAUUUUUUACUGGUUCUUUUGAAAACCUUUACAUAAGUAUGUAACAGAUAAGAUAACUUCUUUUAUUUACCCACAAACCCGUUUAUUAUGUCUUACAGAAUGUGAAUUCACAGUAUUUUUAUACAGUCUAAAAAUUGCUGCUUUCCAAACUUCUUCCUAUCACUAAUCUAUUAGACACUUUAUUUAUACACAGAUAAUUUUUUAAAACAUAUUUUUCAUUCUUGUCCACCAACCAUUUUUUCCUUUAAAAAUAAAGUUUCUUAGAACACGAUAAAAUGGACACUUAGGGUAAUGAAUCUUCUGGAAAACACCAAAAAUUCCACAUCAUAGUCUAUCAGUGAUGUAGCCAAAUGAAGUACAUUUUUAAGUCUUUCAGUAAUUGGGCUUCCUUGCCUUAUAAUAAACAGUAUAGUGUACCCAUUUAUAACGGGCAUCUUCCAUCUUUGAAUUGUUGUAAACUCAAAUAAGAAUAAAAUUUAACAAAUAUUUACCCAGCCUUAUUGUACUUACUUCUUGAUAAACUAGAUAUACAUUGAGCCUGUGUGGAAUUCACCUAGAAGAGACUAGGGUGAUCCAUGUAUAUACAUUGUAUUUAUGAGUAUAAUAAAUUGGGCUUUUGCCAUGA
Molecule: messenger RNA, 5418 nt
Organism: Rhinolophus ferrumequinum (greater horseshoe bat)
Lineage: Eukaryota; Metazoa; Chordata; Mammalia; Chiroptera; Rhinolophidae
Gene: SLC41A2
Product: solute carrier family 41 member 2
Exons: 12
Coding region: 601-2322 (573 amino acids)
Biological process (GO): monoatomic cation transport
Cellular component (GO): plasma membrane
Molecular function (GO): monoatomic cation transmembrane transporter activity
Source: RefSeq, a predicted model, not a curated record